Messenger RNA from Papaver somniferum (opium poppy), 559 nucleotides. Its product is annotated as transmembrane protein 258-like. The record is from RefSeq and is a predicted model, not a curated record. Lineage: Eukaryota; Viridiplantae; Streptophyta; Magnoliopsida; Ranunculales; Papaveraceae. The transcript has 4 exons. Gene Ontology annotation, cellular component: membrane-bounded organelle. Gene Ontology annotation, biological process: protein N-linked glycosylation. Bases 133 to 369 code for a protein of 78 amino acids.
CAACAAACAGGAAUAACUCCUCUAAAUCAGAUCAAACUAGAGAGCAAAAUCUUCAAUUCUUCAACCCCAUUUUUCAACCGAAGAGAAGAGAAAUUAAAGAUUUCUAGGGUUUUUUCUCUGCAAUCACUAAAAAUGGCAGGAUCAGUAAAAUCAAUCAGCAGUCCAAUUCCAGUUACUUUGUUUCCAACUUUAGCUGCUCUUAUGCUUACAAUAGGUCUUAUUGUUACCGCUUCAUUCUUCAUAUAUGAAGCUACCUCAUCUAGGAAAACUCGCAGUGUAUCAAAGGAGCUGAUAACUGGGACAGUUGCAUCUGUUUUCCUGGGUUUUGGAUCAUUGUUCCUUCUACUAGCUUCUGGUGUUUAUGUUUGAUAACAACACAAGUGCAAGAGCAUUUUGAGCAGAAGAAAGUUCAAGAAACAUGUUAUAGUGUUGUUCUUUUGUGUUGAGUAAAUAUCCCUAUAGUUUGAAGAGCCCAGUUCGUAGUAUUUUACACAAUUUUAGCAAUACAAUGAGUUUUUAAAAUGGUAUUCUAGCUAGCCGUGUCUUUUCUUCUAUCUCA